Molecule: messenger RNA, 323 nt
Organism: Paramecium sonneborni
Lineage: Eukaryota; Ciliophora; Oligohymenophorea; Peniculida; Parameciidae
Source: the annotation of a GenBank genome assembly
AUGCUUUAAGUAAGUAUGUCGAAAUUAAUUAGGUUAAUUUAGAAGAAGCGUUGGAGUAAUAUAAUUAACAAAUAAGAGAAAGUAAAAAGGGUUUAGAAUGUAUAAUUGAAAAACAGUAAUUUAUAAGAAUAUUGGAAUAAUAUAUGUAAAAAAAUUCAAAUGGUUAUGAGAAAUUGGAAUUUUUCUAAUUUGGAAAAAAUAGCUUUGCCUAGGAGAAGAUUUUCAAAAUAUUUUAAUAAAAGGAACUGUUUUGCAUAAUAACAAUAUAAGAAUCAAAAAAUUAAGUCCUCCUAUUUCUUAAACAAUUUCAUCAAGCAAAUUGA